AUGUCAUCGUCUGGUGAGCAAAGAAACGAGUAUCGAGUUCAAGAUUCGGCUUUUAUUGUUUCUCUUGUAAUCAAUGCUGUUAUAUCAUUGAUUGUUUUCUUUGCAUUCUGUUUCAUUAGAAGACGUUACAAGAACUUCUAUCAAUACAGAUAUGAGAGAUCACAUCCUGGAGUGGACACGCCACCUUCAGAUUCAUUCUUUGGAUGGAUUCCUUCAACAUUGAUGUAUGAGAAUGAGAAGUUAAUCACUCAUGCAGGUCUGGAUGGAUUCUUCUAUCUUAGACAGUUAAAGACUCAUUUCUGGAUAUGUUUCAUAUUAAUGAUUGUAACUGCUGUUGGUCUAUAUCCAACUAAUGCCCAGGGCACAUUCAAUGACUCUAGAAAGCCUGAUGAGACUGAGGUUGUUGGUCUGGCAACAGUUUCAAUGUCCAACAUUGCCAGAGGCUCUCGUCUCCUCUGGGUACAUUGGGUAUUCACACUCAUAGUUCCGCUAGUUGUCUGCGCUUUCAUCUUUAGAGACUAUCGCGAGUAUACAAGAAGACGCAUUCACUUCAAGAGCGAGUCUAGACUGCUCAACUACUCAAUCUACUUCAAGGACAUCCCCAAGCGACUGUUCAACAAAGACGAGUUCUAUCACUACCUCGACCGAUUCUACCCAGGCCAGGUGAAGGACGUCACUCUCAUCAGCCAAAAGAUGCCCAUAUACAAGGAUAUGAACAAACGAGAGAAGUUCAUCAACAAGUACGAGGCGGCCAUGGAGACGACCGCCAGGAAGAACAAGACUCAGUACACCAAGGACGGUUUCUUGGGACUGGUCGGCCAGAAGAGAGAAAAGAUGGAGUUCUUCCAGGAGAACAUUACCAACUUUGACAAGGGUAUCGAGACAAAGAGAGCGAGCUAUGAGGAGAACAUGCCCGGCCAUCGAUGUGGAUUCGCAGUGUUCAAUCAUCGCUCCAAUGCAAAGAUCACACUGCAGACAAUCAUGGACAAGAAAUAUCCAUACAAGAUGGUGACCUAUCCCGCACCAGACCCCUACGAUGUCUACUGGAAGAAUGCUGGCAUAUCUUACAAGUCAUUCCUGCAGCGCACUUUGGUCGUUUCAAUCUUUAUCUUCUUCUUGGUGUUCUUCUGGAUGGUACCCAUCACCUUUAUCUCUGGUUUCAGCAACAUCGCAACCUUGCAAAAGGUCAAGAUAUUCGACUGGCUCAUUGAUCUCAUCAACAAGUCCACCAUCUUGGCUGGUUUCCUCCAAGGUUUCCUUCCAUCACUCAUCAUGAUCAUCUUCAUGGCCAUCCUUGUACCUAUCAUCAAGUUGGCCUCAAGACUUCAAGGAUAUCAUGCACAUUCAUUGAUUGAUAAGUCAGUAUUACGCAAGUACUUUAUCUUCCAAGUUGUCAAUGUAUUCUUGAUAUCUGCAAUUGCUGGUUCCAUUUUCCAAUCGAUUGAAUCAAUCGUUGACAACCCUAGCAGUGUGAUCACAAUGCUUGCAUCAUCUCUUCCAGGUCAAGCAUUCCAAAUGAUUAAUCUUAUCAUGAUUUCAGCAUGCAAGCCAGUAUUCAAUCUACUUAGAAUAUUCCCAUUGAUAAUUAUGUUUAUCAAGUUGAAGUUCUUUGCAAAGACACCAAGAAAGAUUGCGCGUGUACAUCAUCAAGGUGGCUUUGGAUACGCCACAUCAUAUGCCAUCGACUUGUUAUACUUCCAAAUCCUGCUGGCAUACUCGACAAUGACCCCCUUCAUCCUGAUAGUUGGAACAUGGUACUUUGGCCUGUCGUACCUUGUGGCCAAGUACAACAUUGUCUGGGUCAACACUCCGGACUACCAAUCAGGUGGCUCGUUGUUUGGCCUCUGCUUCCGCCUGCAAAUUGUCGGACUGGUCAUCUACCUCCUGCUUAUGAUCGGUGUUUUCAACCUCUACAAGUUCUUCUACGGCAACCUUACCAUCAUCCCUCUGGUGCUGGUUCUCUUGUUUGCUCUGUACACCGAGUCUAUGUACAAAAAGAAAGCCCAGUACGGAGUGUUGGAUACACAAGACGCAAUUGAUCAGGGACAGCAACACCCUGUGUUCUACGACAAGUGUAUCUCAUUCCAAGAGUACACCAACCAUUACCAACCACCAUUCUACAGAGAGAUGAUGUCGAUCCAGUACCCCAACAAUGAGCAGAGUACUGCUUCAGGCCCUUCGAGAACUUAA
Messenger RNA from Acytostelium subglobosum LB1, 2190 nucleotides. RefSeq lists its product as hypothetical. The transcript has 5 exons. The record is from RefSeq and is a predicted model, not a curated record. Gene Ontology annotation, cellular component: plasma membrane. Bases 1 to 2190 code for a protein of 729 amino acids. Gene Ontology annotation, molecular function: calcium-activated cation channel activity. Lineage: Eukaryota; Evosea; Eumycetozoa; Acytosteliales; Acytosteliaceae.